Messenger RNA from Daphnia pulex (common water flea), 3344 nucleotides. RefSeq names its product ral guanine nucleotide dissociation stimulator-like 1 (gene Rgl). The record is from RefSeq and is a predicted model, not a curated record. The coding region runs from base 338 to 2716 and encodes 792 amino acids. The transcript has 10 exons. Gene Ontology annotation, biological process: Ras protein signal transduction; positive regulation of GTPase activity. Lineage: Eukaryota; Metazoa; Arthropoda; Branchiopoda; Diplostraca; Daphniidae. Gene Ontology annotation, cellular component: plasma membrane. Gene Ontology annotation, molecular function: guanyl-nucleotide exchange factor activity.
ACAGCCCAUCCAAAAGAAAAACAAAAAACAAAAUGGAGUUUUUGAGAAAGCAGCUAAGAAGCAGGAAGUGGAGCUACCUGUUGUAGUAGUUGCGGGUCGGGCAACUCUAAAAGCAAAGUACCCAUGAGACCAUCAUCAGUGGUUAUACGACUAGUGAAGAAAACUGUGCCGUCAACGAAGGAACGUUCCUGGAUUCCUCCCAUCUUUCAUAUUAUUGUAAAGAUUAAAAAACACUUGUCUCAUUCGACACGAAAACGUUGUGUGUGAUACAGUAGUGGAGUUGUUUGGAAAUGUGUGGGGAAUUCUGCUGUCAGCUUUGGUACUCUGAUAGUUGACGAUGAACAUCGAUGGUGACAGCAAUCAGCUCCCGACAUGGCGCCUGUGGGGGGAGGAGAAAACAGAAGGAGCCGUCUACGCUGUCUACUUGAAGAAAGUGCGCUACCACGUACCCAGCAAAGCAAUUAGCGACUCGGAUGAUGAUAUAUCUCAUUUAGAAUGGGAAACGGUCAGAGUCCGGCUUAUCAAGGCCGGAACCUUGGAGAAGCUGGUGGAAAGUCUGGCCUCCGACACUGGAGAACUCGAGUCGACGUACGUCAACGUUUUUCUAGCUACUUACCGUACCUUUAGCACGGCCAGCCAAAUUCUGGCGCUCAUUGCCAAAAGAUAUGCAGAUCUGAACAAUCCGACCGUCAUGGAAGCAGUGCGAUUGCAGCACAAAAAGACUCUGCGGAGUACUUUGCAUGUGUGGCUGGAUGCCUUUCCGGACGAUUUCCGCGACCCACCCGAUUACCCAUUGCUCAACCAAUUUCUGCUGUUUUGCGAGCAACACGCCAAGGACAGCGAACUGCAUUUCAAAGUGAAACACCGGAUGGAACGCUUGAUUAAAAACCCCGAACCAAUCGAUCAAUCGCCAAGUAUCCAACGCAUUUUGGCUACCAAUCCCGAUCUGGCUUACAGUGGCAACGACUCGAACGGCGGCAGCUCGGUCAACGGCAUCUGCAACAGCGGCGGUGAGUCGGCCGACGCCAGCCUGCACGCCAUCUUUUUGGAACUGUCUGAAAAACACAUGGCCGAGCAACUGACCAGGCUCGACACGGACUUGUUUAAACGAGUGAUACCGCACCAGUGCCUGGGAGCCGUUUGGUCUCGUCGAGAUCGCGACAAGGGCAAAAUCGGCAAAGGCGCCCGUUCGUCGGAAGCUUCUUCAGUGGCGGCCACCGUCGAGCAGUUCAACGCCGUGUCCUAUCGCGUCAUCAGUACCAUCCUGGUCGGGUCGACCGAGCCGAGAUCCCAGCAGAGGGCUCGCGUCAUAGCCAAGUGGAUUGACGUUGCACAGGAAUUACGAGUUUUAAAGAAUUUCUCGUCGCUGAAGGCCAUCAUUUCAGCGCUGCAAUCGAAUCCAAUCUACCGACUCAAACACGUUUGGGCAAACGUCCCGAGAGAUAAAGUGGAAGUGUACGAGGAGCUGGCCAGAAUUUUCAGCGAGGAAAAUAAUCAAUCGGCUCAGAGAGAGUUGCUCAUGAAAGAAGGAACGGCCAAGUUUGCCGAAACAGCCGGCGAGAAUGACCGACAAAUGUUAAAGGUCAUCCAGAAACAGGCCAGCCACUCCAACCUUAUAAGCCAUGGGACCAUUCCGUAUUUGGGAACGUUCUUGACGGACUUGACGAUGGUGGACACGGCCAUUCCGGAUACGACAGCCGACGGUUUAAUCAAUUUCGACAAAAGGAGAAAGGAAUUCGAGGUCCUAGCCCAAAUCAAAUUGUUUCAAGGAGCAGCCAAUUCCUAUCAAAUCGCCAACGACUCACGUUUCGAGCGCUGGUUCGAGUCGCUGAUGGUGCUGGACGAUCGCGAAGCUUACGAAUUGUCGUGCAACUUGGAGCCGUGCAAUUCCGGGCACAGCUCGGCCCGCAACAGCGAAAAGUUCCCGCGACGCAAACCCAACGGUUACGGCCACCGUAAAAAUGAUUCGAUCGCCAGCACGUCGAGCAGCUCGAGCAGCCAAUUCCUGUCGGAACUGGACGGCGCCAACAGCGCCAACCUCUCGCUGGGCGAGAGUUCGGCCUCUCUCGAGCAGAAAAUGUUUCACACGCAUUUAUCGUCUUCAUCGAGCAGCUCGUCCCUGCCUUCGCUGGACGUGUCCGUCAGCAGCAGCGGCGGAGGCGGGACGACGGGCCUGAGUGUCGGGACCCAUUCGUCAUCUCAGAACGCGACGCCGAGCAAAGCUGGCAGCCUGCCCCGAGGAGUGACGCCCCCUUACAGCGUCAGUCCCAUGAGGACGCCAGAUUUCUACGUCAUUCGCGUCUCCAUCGCCACCCCAUCCAAAGAGACGGAGGGCAUCAACCUCUACAAGUCCAUCAUGGUCAGCAAUCACGAACGGAGUCCUCAGGUCAUCCGCAACGCCAUGGUCAAACACGGUCUCGAGGGUAAUCCCGAGGAUUAUACACUGGCUCAGCUCCUACCCAAAGGAGAAAUGGUGCUGCCUUCGAACGCCAACGUGUACUACGCCAUUAAUACCAGUUGCGAUUUGAAUUUCAUCCUGCGGCCCAGAGGCGAAUCGAUGGCUCAUCAUCACCACCACCACACUCCUCCUGGAUCGUCGGGUUCCGCCUCCGGUCGCUCCACUCCCACUCGCUUGCGCAUGAGGGAAUGCCACAAAGACUCGUCCGCCAAGGACACGCUGAAAGCACGAAAGAAAAUUCUCUCUCUCGGUUUGUAGUAGAAUGGAACAAGAAGAAAAUAAUAAUAAGACAAAAUCUCAUUCUCUACUGUAUAUUAAUAUUAUUAUUAUUUUGAUGAUGAUGAUGAUGGCGGCAUGCAGUGAUCAUUCUUUUAUUGGUUCUACUAUUCGUCUUCCCUAUGACCCCAAUUUAUUAUUUUCUUUUGUUUUACAUAUGCAUGGUAUACAUCAUUCUAUUUUCAUAAUGUGAUAACGAUGAAUCUUUCAAAAUAGUGUGCGUUGUUGCAAUCAAAAUAUCUUGAUGAUUUAUGCAAUGAUGGAAUUGUCUCUUGUGUGCGUGUUUGAUAUAUCUAUGACUUGAAUUGUGCGAGCAAUACCUACCAAAAGUGAAGCAGUUUCUUCCGCGAAUCUGCGCAAUGAUCUGGACCAAGAAAUUUCAAAAACCUGGGCUCCUUUCUUCUUCUUCUGUUGAUUUGUUUUCCAUUUUCAGCUACAAAUUUGCAUCUUCAACGAAAUCUAAGCAUCUUUUUUACACGUUACUCGACAAAUUUUGAUUUAUGUUUAUCUGCAAAUCAGCCCCGUGUUCGAUUUCAAAGUGUCUUGUGAGAUUUUGUUAUUCAUUUUCCCGCGUCGUCUACAGUGAUGUCAAUAAAUCAUUUACCAUCUA